Cyprinodon tularosa is the source of this 4514-nucleotide messenger RNA. It is a transcript of the gene tnfrsf11a, whose product is annotated as tumor necrosis factor receptor superfamily, member 11a, NFKB activator. Gene Ontology annotation, cellular component: external side of plasma membrane. The coding region runs from base 246 to 2213 and encodes 655 amino acids. NCBI's taxonomy places the organism in Eukaryota, Metazoa, Chordata, Actinopteri, Cyprinodontiformes, Cyprinodontidae. Gene Ontology annotation, molecular function: tumor necrosis factor receptor activity; cytokine binding. The record is from RefSeq and is a predicted model, not a curated record. Gene Ontology annotation, biological process: ossification; response to interleukin-1; positive regulation of bone resorption. The transcript has 10 exons.
ACACACACAUUGUGAAUGGAAGCCGAGGGAAGAUGAGUGGGCCUGCGGGAGCUGCCGUUGCUUAACGGGAAUUAAAGGAGCAAGAAUGACCUGACAGUCUGAGCAAAAACAAAUCUUUUCCAGCCUCUGACUAAACCAGCAAAAAGAAGUGAUUUGCAUUGAGCUCACCUGGAGAAGGGGGUUUGGGGGUGAACUGAUUUCUGGGCUGUGCGUAAAAACGCAGACGCAACUCCAAACCUAAGAAGAUGAGGUGGAUUUUCCGCGGCUGGAUAACGUGUUUUCUCGUCACCCUUUCCGCACAGGACGGACUCUCAAAAUCAGACUCUUGCAAGGACAAUUACUACGUAAAUGGCUCCACGUGCUGUAAAAAGUGUCCACCAGGUCAGCGUGUGCUUUCUUCCUGCAAUGAAUCCCGGGCCACUCUAUGUACUAACUGCAGCCAUGGUACCUAUCAGCCUGGCUGGACGGGGAGCAGUAACUGCAUCAAAAAAAAGUUCUGUGAUACAGGUAAGGGAUUUAUGAGAAGAAAUGAGCAGAGUGAAGACUUGACGAGGGAGGAGCAAUGUCUAUGCCGACCUGGUUUUCAGUGUUCUCUUAUCAACUGCGAGUUCUGUGAGAUGAUUCCGACCUGCGGUCCUGGUUAUGGACUUGAGGAAGAUACUGCUUCAAAAAAUGGAAGGAAGAUCUGUGUUGAAUGCAAGAAGGGCUUCUACUCUGUUGAGAAGGAUAAGGAAGAAUGCAAAAAGUGGACAAACUGUAAAGCUGAGGGGAAGAGUGAGACACGGCCAGGCAGCAAUCAGACUGAUGCAGAGUGUGGACCUCCUAUUACUGGUCCAGCACCUUCCUGGUUUGUAGUUGCAUUACUGUCAGUGAUCACUGUUCUGUGUCUCCUAAUUCUGCUGCUUUUCUGCUACAAGGACAAACUGAAGUUACUUUCCGUGAAUCUUCGAUCUUGUGUGCAGAAUCUAAAGAGGAGCAGGAUCCAACAGGAGACUUUGGCCCCUCUUUACCGCAGUGGAGCUUCAGCAGGAGGAAUACCAGAAGUUACUGGCUCCAAAUGCACACCAUGUGAGAUGACUAAACUCAUCUGCCAAGCUUCCCACAGUCCUGAGAUCGACCCUCUGUGCACAUUCCCAGCCUCUGUUCCCUGUGUCAGGAUCUCUAUGCCUUUCACCGAAGGAAUGGCAGAAAAAGUAAAGGAGAAGACAGUGACGGAAACUGAGAGUCAAGGAUCCGGAGAACCAGAAGAACUGUCAGAAGAGGAGGUCAUUAAUGCUUCUCCGCUUUUGGCAGGUUCCUGUGUGUGCCUCAGUCUGGUUCGUGAGCCGCUUGAAGUAGGAGAGAACGAGGACUGUAGCCAGGCUGUUAUUCCUGGGACUUUGGGAAUGUGCUCCUGCGGAGGUAUCGAAGGAAAGAGGGAUGGAGAGGAAAAUGGAAAAAAGGACACAAGUGAAAAUCAAAUACCAGAAGAAAAGGUUAAUCAGGAAAAGAUAGUCUCAUCUAUGAGUGAGACAUGUGUUAGAUCUCUUGUCUCAGUUUGUCCCCCACUCACCAACACCUCCUCUCUGGUUCUUCCAUCCAUUCCCCAUGUUGAACUCUGCCUGCCGUUGUCCCAGGCUCAGGGGACGCCGCUGUCCACUUCCAAGCUUUCUGACAAGUCGCUGGUAAAACAGGACGAAUUAUACAGACUGGCAAGCACAGAAUCUGACUCAGCUGAACAUAUUGAAGCUUCUGCUAUGACCCUGGUCAGUGCUGUGAUGAUGUCCACGUCUACUGGAGAACUGUACCUAGAUAAGUCUCAACAAGCCUCCAGGCUGGAGCCGGGCCAGGGCUUUUUCUGUGGGGAUAGCAGAGAGAACAAGCUGUCUCUGGAGGAUUCAGAGCUGGAGUGCUCGCCGGAGAGCCUCCAUAGUGAGCUGGCUGAACCAACACCGACCUCAGGUCUUGUUUCUGGCAGCCGCAACACCACCUUCAUCUCCAGCGGUCAGGUGAUGAACGUCAACGGUGAUGUCAUCGUCGUCUAUGUGAGCCAGACCUCUCAGAACGGUGACGAGGUUGGAUCGGACGGCGCCUUCGGGAGCCCCGUUCAGGAAGAGGCCAACGAGACAGCCCAGUUUUUCCACAGCUGCCUGAGGUCUCCAGGGGACUCCGUUUCCCAUAACACCUUGCGAGAACAGACACUGCCAGUACAAGAAAUGAUAGUGGGAAAGUGAACUAUGAAGAGCUGCUUUCCAAACAGUGAUCAUCUCUACAGUUUUAUUAUUUGAUAAAAUAAAUUAAUUGAUAUUGUUUUUUAAAUCAUACUACAUGCUUCAUUUCUUAUAUUAUAUCCAGGCCUUCUUAGUUGGAAUCUUUUUAUUUUUUGAGUUCUUUGUUGCAUGGAAAUUUUAGUGGGAUCUUGACACUAAUAGUUAAUACAUAACUAAUUUCUCACAUUACAUCCUCCAUUCCCACGUUUGUAGACUUUUCACUAAGUUUGACAUUUGGAUGAUUUAAGACUUUCCUUACAUAACAAAACAUCCACCAUGUGGAAAUAAUUUUCAUGUUUUUCUUAUUUUAUGGUUGAAACUUUACUCUUUUAGCCAUAGUAAAAGCCAUAGUAUCUGAACAAUGAUAAAUCUAAAGCAUUUCACUGAGUCAAGCUUACUGAAGCUACUUAAUCGACAUGAAAACAUUUUAAGAUCUGUUAUGAAGCUUUUUUUAAUCUGUACAAAGAUGUUGUUUAUUGUAUCCUUAUUGCACCGGAUGUGCAAUACAUGUUUAAGAGAAGAAUGCUAUGCAUUUGAUAAGCUAUUUUAUUACUGGUUUGUGUUCUUUUGCAAAUUUGAAUGAAGAAAAUCCAAAUGUUUUUUGUAAAUUCUUAAUGUUUUUUUUUUUUUUUAACCUACAUUUUAGAGGUGAAAGAUGAUUGUAUAUAUUCAGAAGAAGCAUUAUCUGUUUGCAAAGGAAGUAUGAGUUUUUCUUCGUUUGAUUUUUGGUGGGGAUGGGUUUGAUCAUGUGGUGCAACUGAGAGCAGGCAAAAUCAGAGCCAUCAUAAACGUAAAGGUUAGUGGCCCCUGAAAAGGCCAGUUAUUCAUGCUUUUUUUUAAAAACAGAAAACAAUUUUGGCUGUUAUGAAACAAAUUUAGUCAAUCCUGUUGCUCUUUAUUUAAAGAUUAUUUAAUGUAUCUUUUAUACAUUUCAAUAUUCAAUGUGGCCCUAUACUGAAAAACUGUAUGGUUUCAUCAUUAACACCUGCAUAGACUGGAAGAUCUUUUUGUUUCUUUACAGGGAAAGACAUUUUUUGAGUUACAGCUAAAUAUUCUGAUCAUAAAUAUUAAUUAUUUGGAUUUAGGAUUUGAUAUGUACUUAGAAUACACCAAAAUGCAUAGACAUUUAAUAGCGAAUCCAAACCUUUUCAUAUUCAUGUGCCAUAUGUUAUAUCAGCAGACGGUUGCUUACAUUUAGAAUUUUUGUGUUUACAAAAGAUGCUUAGUGUUAUUUACCUGUUUCCAAACUGUAUUUGUCCCCUUUUGGACCAUAGGUGGUAGAUAUAGUUAUGCUAAUUAUCUAUUCCUCUGGCAGGUUAAGGUUUUAAGCAUUAUUUUACACUGACCAAAAUGUUUUUUUCUGGUAUUAAGCUAUUUUUAAGUUUUAGGCUAUUCUAGCCAGAGUCCUGAAUAAAAUCUGAAAUAUAAUCUAUGGAUGGCGCUUAAGAAUAAUAUAAUGACUGUAGAUGCUUUUAGUUUUACAGACUUUGAGCUCAUGUUUCAAAAUAUAUCCAUCUAAUACUAGAAGAGGCAUACAAACUGAAUUUCAUUGCUGCAAUCUCAUUUUUUUCAUAUAAAAACUAGGUUAAAUUACUUAUGACGAUCCAUUUUAAGAAAAAAAAAAAACAAAUAAAUAAAUGCUGUUGGAUAUCUUUUGAAAGUGAUGAUCUGAACCUUUCUUAAUGUUUUCUCAACUGCUGAAAGAUGUUUGUCUCAUUUCCAAUCAGAAACAAAGUUAUUGGGUGAUUGAUAUUUAUUUUGAAUCUAAAUCAGAGUAUGAAUGCUUUCGGCUCAGUUUUCUUUGGAAACUAUUUAAAGACAAAUGAAAGUUGAAUGAAUCUUCUAUGAAAGUACCUUCUGUUGUUCUGCCAUCUGAUAAAAACAACACAUCUGAUAAAUACAUUUAAACAAACAAAAAAAGAGGACAUUUUCUUAAAACUUGUGCUAAAAACAAGCUAGAAGAACAACCUUUAUGUCUUUUGCCGUUUCAAAUCUCUUGUAUCUGAACUGGGAUCCUGUCUGUCGCCAACCAUCCAAUUGGUUGUGCAACUCAAAUUACUUUUGUUUUCUGGAAAAACUGAAGGAAAAAAAACAAAACAGAAAAUAACAGCAUGCUUUGCUUUUGUCUUGCUUGGGUUCCCAACACUGAUCAAUCACAACCUCCCCAUGAGCAUGCAGCUUUUAACAAAUCCUGUACAUAUCAAUCAACCCUGAUGCGAUGGAUAAAUGAAAUACUUUUUUGAUUAAACAUGCUUUAAAUUCAAA